CAUUUUCUUCUUUUUUCAGUCUUUUUACUUUUUCCUAAUUUUUCUGGUUGUCUCCACAAGAUUUCACAUAAUUUCUUCAUCAGCAACCAGUUCCUCUACAUCUAGAGUAGCAGUUCUCCUCUCUAUGCUUCGAUUUUUUGAAGGUUGAGAUUAUCAUUGAGUCAAGCUAAACAAUUUAUUAGUUGUGAUGCUUCUUUUCUAUCUAUAAAGAGAACUCCAGCAGAUUAUUAGGUCAUUGAAAUUCCCAUCACUACCAUAUCAUGCCUCCAUGACAGGCUUGCAAAUCUGUUUUCCCAACUCAUUUAUUUUCUUUUAAGUCCAGGUGCUAUAUAGUAUACUCCAGUGAUAAAAUUGUUUCUCUUUCUGCCAGUGUUGAUCUACCAAUUGCUCUCCACUAAAGAAAUCAUUCUGUUUUCUAGAUUUCCUUAUGAGUGUGUCUUCUUUUCAUUCGCUUCUAGGGGAAGCAGUCAUUUUGAACAUAUAUAAGGCAGCUGACUAUGGCCAAGAAAUCAUGUAUUUUCCACUGUGAAAUUCCCCUAUUUCUUUAUACUUUAUAGCAGUUAGAUCUUUAGUUCUUUGUCAUUUUGUUAAUGUUUGUUGUGCUCAGCUUUCUUGGAGAACUGCUAUAAAGCUACUAAAGGGUUUUGAAUAAGUAGUAUAAUCAGAUCUGUGCACUAGGAAGAAUUCUCCAGUAGCAGUGUAAAAGAAUGAAGUCAACGUAGGGAGGUCAGUUAGAUUAUUACAAUCGUCCAAUUGAGUUGAUAGAUUCUAGAAAUACAUUUUGGAGAUGGAAUCGCCAAUAAUUGCAAAUGAUUUGAUUUGGGUGGAGAAGGAUGAAUUCAAGAUGAUUCUCAAGUUCUGAACCUAGACAAUGGUAAGAAGAUCAGAAGAAAUUGAAGAAGAUAGGCAGUGGUGUAGGGUUUUUAUUUGCUUUUGCUUUUUUUUUUUUUAAACAAACAAUGAGUUCAGAUAUGGACAUGUUAAAUUUGUGACCCUGCAAAGUAUCAUGAUGGAGAUACCUAGCAGGUGGUUGAAAAUUCAGGAUUAGAAUUCUGAGGUGAUAUUGUGGAUGGAGACAAUAUAUUUGAGAGUCAUCUUCAUAGGAGGCAAUACCUGAAAUCCUAGGAGUAGAAGAGAUCACCAAGGAAGAGAAUGGAUUGAGAAAACAGGACAGAGUGGUGGAAGACCCUUACACUUUAAGAUGUGAUGAGAGGAAAUUAGGAAAGAACAUUGUCAUGGAGCCAAGGUAACAAAGUGGAAAGGGCUAUAAAGUUGAAUGCCACAGAAGACUCAAAGAAGGGGAGAUCUGAGAGAAGGCCAAUGGCCUUGGAGAUAAUGGAUGAUGCUGGUGAGAGUUAUUUCAGAAUGGUUGCAGUGAUAAGAGUCAUAUUGCAGAGUUUUAAAGAGUGAGUGGAUAGGAAAACAGGAAGACCAAGAAAAUACUAUUUUUUUCUAAAAAUUUGUCAGUAUAUAGAAUGAGAGAUAUGUGACAGUAGUUUGAGGGGGUAUGGGAAAAAUACUAUUUUGUUCUGAAAACUGUAUUAAUUAUUAUAUUGUUUUAAAUCUAGCUUUGUAUUAGAAAAUGGUCUAACCCAAAAGCUUACCAUAGAGGUCAGACUGACCUCAGUGAUGCUCCAGGGAAACCUAUGGCUGUUAAUGGAUGCUUAGAUCCUACCCAGUGCUUGUUUUGGGUCUACCCAGGGCUUGUUCAGGGGUACAUGGAGUGAUCGUUUUCUUUUCUGCCUAUAUUCCACCCAAAGCUUGUGUGUUGGGUUCCCCAAAUUAGAUAAAAUAUUUAUAUUUGCUGAUAUAUGUCUCAAAGUGCCCUUCUUGGAAACUACCUACUGCCAAUUUUGGUCAGUCAAAUGUCCUUAUGUCCUCAUUUGAAUGCCGUUUUUUCUGGCUCUCUCUUUCAUCUAAUAACUCCAUAAAAUCUUUCUAAACCUGCUUCAGAUUUUGAGAUUUUCAAUUAACUGGAAUAAGAGGAUAAAGGAAUAAGAGGAUAAAGAGGAUAAAAAGAGAGAGAGAGUAGAAAUGGAGUUGGGGGCCUAUCUCCUUCAGGUAGAUGGUAGAAUAUUAAUUUUCAGGUAGUGUUUUUUUAUAUCUUUAUAUUCUCAGUCUAGUGCAUAUAGUAGGUGUUCAUGUUUGCUGGUUAGCAACCCUCCUUGGCAUUUGAAACUUUUUUCCUUCUUCUGUUUUUAUAGUCAAAAUGGCAAGUGGUCAGACUUAUCUACAGAUUAAAUUAUUCUAGUUAUUUUAAUGUUUCAUCAAAGGUCUUAUUUCUCAUCUCCUUAGUAAUUAUGCCUAAAUUAGAAAUAUCAGCUCUAAUGCAUCAUGCUGUAUUUGUUUUUCUAGCUGAAAUUCCUGCUGAUAAGUGUUUGAGUAAGAGACAUUUGGCAUCAUAAUGUCUCUUUGUGCAUCUUCUCACAAGGAGUUUUCUCAGCUGCUCCCCAUUCAAGAUAUUGGAUGUAACAAAGCCGAAAUCAAAAGCUCACCAUCUGGUCUUAGUUCUCCUGCUCCCUACAACUGUAGCCAAGCUGUCCUGCCACUGGAACAUAGUCCCCUUUAUAUUCCUUCAUCUUAUGUGGAAGGCCGCCAUGAAUAUUCAGCGAUGGCCUUCUAUAGUCCCACUGUGAUGAACUAUAGCAUUCCCAGUAAUGCCAAUGACUCAGAAGGUGGAGCCGUGAGACAGACAACCAGCCCCAAUAUAUUGUGGCCAACUCCUGGACAUCUCUCUCCUAUAACACUGCACUGCCAGUCAUCACUCUUGUAUGCAGAACCCCAAAAAGGCCCCUGGUGUGAAGCUAGAUCAGUGGAACAUGUUUUGCCUGGGAACAAUAGAGAGACACUGAAAAGAAAAGUUAAUGGAAACAGUUGUAACAGCCCCAUUAUCAAUAGCCCGGGCUCAAAGAGGGAUGCCCACUUCUGUGCUGUCUGCAGCGAUUAUGCCUCUGGUUACCAUUAUGGUGUGUGGUCGUGUGAAGGAUGUAAGGCAUUCUUUAAAAGGAGCAUUCAAGGACAUAAUGAUUAUAUUUGUCCAGCUACAAAUCAGUGCACAAUUGACAAGAAUCGACGCAAAAGUUGCCAGGCCUGUAGACUUCGGAAAUGUUAUGAAGUUGGAAUGAUGAAAUGUGGUUCCCGGAGAGAACGUUGUGGGUAUCGAGUUAUCCGAAGGCAGAGGAACACAGAUGAGCAAAUGACUUGUCUUAGCAAAGCAAAGAAAAACAGUGAAAAUGUAACUCGAGUGAAAGAGCUGCUGAUGAAUGUGCUGAGCCCUGAGCAGUUUGUGCUAUCUCUACUGGAAGCAGAACCACCUAAUGUAUUUGUGAGUCGCCCCAACAAGCCAUUUACCGAAGCUUCCAUGAUGAUGUCAUUGACCAAGCUUGCUGACAAGGAAUUGGUUCACAUGAUUGGAUGGGCCAAGAAAAUUCCUGGCUUCGUGGAGCUCAGCCUUUAUGACCAAGUGAGACUCUUAGAGAGCUGUUGGAUGGAAGUGUUAAUGGUGGGGCUGAUGUGGCGGUCAAUUGAUCAUCCUGGCAAACUCAUCUUUGCACCAGACCUUGUUCUGGACAGGGAUGAGGGCAAAUGUGUCGAAGGGAUUUUGGAAAUCUUUGACAUGCUCCUGGCGACGACUUCAAGGUUCCGAGAGUUGAAACUCCAACACAAGGAGUAUCUCUGUGUCAAGGCUAUGAUUCUCCUGAAUUCCAGUAUGUUCCCUUUAGCAGCAGCAACUGAAGAACCGGAGAGCAGCAGGAAAUUACAUCACCUGCUUAAUGCUGUGACAGACGCACUGGUGUGGGUUAUCGCAAAGAGUGGAAUCUCUUCCCAGCAGCAGUCCAUACGUCUGGCUAACCUUCUGAUGCUUCUUUCUCAUGUCAGGCACGCAAGUAACAAAGGUAUGGAACAUCUGCUCAGCAUGAAAUGCAAAAAUGUGGUCCCUGUCUAUGACCUUCUCCUGGAGAUGCUGAAUGCCCACACAUUGAGGGGAUAUAAAAAGUCAUCCGUCUCCGUGUCCGAGUAUGGCCCUGCAGAGCAGAGCGAGAGCAAGGAGAGGAGCCCUCAGGACUUGCUGCCUCAGUGAUCUCUUCUUCCCCAGGAGGAGUUGAGCCGGAAUUGAGAUGCACAGGAGUGACUGACACCUGAGCCAAAGGAAAAUCCUUCCUGGGUUGUUGGGCAUCUUGAGAAGCUCUUGGGAAAUGAAGGAAAUGAAGCUCUUCCCAGUGGAUGUAAGACUUCCAUUGGCUUUCAUGGUUGCAGACUCAGUGCUCGCCAUGGGACACUGAUGACCUCUUUAUGAGCACAACUGUGAUUUUUAGGGCUGGGGAUAAGAAAACCAUUUUCUCCUUUGUUGUUAAGUAGUGAACAGAGAUACAAAGAGUUUAUUGCUCUUGGAAUCUUGGCACCUUCUGCCCUCUGUAAAAAUAAAUGUUGAGUCUAGCUGUGUGACCCUGGGCAAGUCACUUGAACCUCCAUUGCCUAGCCCUUACUGCUCUUCUGCUUUGGCACCAAUAUACAGUAUUGGUUUUAAGCUAGGCGAGGUUUUAAAAAAAUGCUUAGGGACAUCUUGGUGGCUCAGUGGAUAGAUAACCAAGACUAGAGAUGGGAAGUCCUAGGUUCAAGCCUGGCCUCAGAGGUGUCCUAGCUGUCUCCCUUGAUCCCAAUUACCUAGCCCCUUCUGCUCUUCUGCCUUGGAAUGGAUAUUUAAUAUUGAUUCUAAGACAGAUGGUAAGGGUUUAAAAAUUAGAAUAAAAUGCAUUAUAGUUUUAUGAUGAGUGUUGGGGAAGAAGGUGGGAAAAUAGAUAAAAUGAGAAUAUCCCAUAGUUGGAAGGGACCACAAGAGUUGGUCGCCUACUAUAAAAACCUUAUUGCGAGCAUUAUAGUGUAGAGAGAAAGUUCUCAGUUAGGAGCCUGGGAUGAUGAAUGGAAUUUAAUGUUAUUUCAUCCUGCUAGGCCUCAGACACAGUCUACAAAAUGAUGGAAUUGGAUUACAUGAUCCUAGACCUUCUAGCCAGGAAUCCCUCCUAUAACAUUCCUGACAAGUGGUCAUCAAAGACAACAAUGCUCUGGCCAAAUCUCCUGAGUUCACCUCUAUCUGUGUGCACUUUAGCGAGCACAGAGGUCUCUGGGUGUGUUUGAGACUGUAGGAAGAACCAGAAAUGAGAGCUUUCCCCCAACCCCUGUAUAAUUAGAAACUCCUAGGGAGGAGUUACAAAAACUUAUAUACAACAAUGCAAGAACACACAUAAACAGAAAGGGAAAAGGAAUUUUGGGAUGAGGAGAGAAUUCUGGGAGAUGGAGUUCAAAUUUUCUAGUAUACCCCAUCUCCAGCUUGUCUAGUGGCUGCACUAAUUUAGGCAUUACAUACAGUUGAUGUAUAUAUAACUCUAGCAUUUCACUAGUGAGGUCAAAACCUUUUCCAUGCUUUGCGAUGACCUGCAAAUUACUGCUAGGCAAGCCCAUUAUUUUUGGUUGUGUUUUUAUUCUCUGAUUGUUGGAAACAAUGUGAUAUUUUUUACUAUCCAAGAACCAUGUUCAUUCUGAUGUUUAUAUAAUGUAACAAGCAUAAAAACUAUUUAGCUCAUUUGACUGGGCUUUUAUUCGCUCUCUUCUUAGUAGGUUUUAUGGGCAAAGUUUGGGGUCAGGGUUAUGAGGCAGAGUUGUAAAGAAAUUACUGGGAGUAGGAUAUGGAAUUAAGAGUGGGCCGAUGCUGCUGGACAUUUGGUAGGCCCACUGUGACCCAUGUGAAAGGGUGAGCUAGCUUCCCUCAAAUCUUUGGUCUUUCCCUUGUGUUCCUCCCAGCCUCCCCAAUUCUCCAGCUUCUUUGGGCUCCUAGAGUCCUCAGCGGGAGACAGGAGGAGCCAAGUUGUAAACCAUCCAUGUGUGAAACAAAGUUGGUUUCAAAAAGUUAACAAACAAAGAAAUGUGGGUUUGUCAUGGGAGUGUUGUAGAGUCAUAUGAAGAGUUGACAAAUUCAGUUGAUGGUCCAAAAUUGUGGUAAAUCUUUUACCAGACUUUUAAGUUUUCCCAGAGCCCAGGAGAGAGUGAAUUGCUUUAAGGAAAAGACCAACCACUUCCCACCCAGUCCUUAAACUAUUUCUAUUGGAGGAUCCUGGGUGGGAUGGUCUGAUUGCUUUUAGUCUUUUAUGCUUACAGUGAUGAAUUUCUAAAAACAAAAUGGACAGUACCUUGCAGAGACUCCUACGCUGACGAAUAUUUGCCAAUCUCAUACAGUCUUCUUCAACCCUAAAUUUUGUAACAGCAUAUGGUCUGAUGGACUUGAGGGCAUAAUUAGUUGCACCAUGAAAGGAUUCUUCACUUCAAGAGCAUUCUUUUAAAUGAGAGCGACUCUAAUUCAGCUGUUUGCUUAUAUAGCAUUCAAUAAUUUACAGGUAAUGCAGUAGGGUUGGGGAAUGAAACAAAUGAUUAGCAGCCCCUAAAUCCAAUUUACUAUAUAAUUAAUGGAAGACAGUCCUGAAACUUCUGUGUAAGCUAAUUUACAAACACCUAAAUAUGUAUACUUUCUAGGAAAACUCUGAAUGGAUAAAUUGAGAUCUGUGUGUUUUGGGAGUCAUCGUAUUUGGUGAAGUUGGUGGUCGCAUCUUUGGAAAGUGCUUACAUUUCCGUGAUGUGGGAUUAAUUCAACAUUUUGCUCUUGGGAAAUAAAGCUAACCAUCUUUCCUUUAGCUAAUGCAUUCCAGAAACAAUUCAUUGAUAGCAAGAACACCUUGGGAUUUAUAUAGGUGGGCUUAUGCCAGGGAUCUUCUGUAAAUAGUUUUUAAUGAUUUCUCCCACUCCACCUACUGCUUGGAAUUGAGAAUAGGAGUGGGACCAGAAAAUAGUCAAGCACGUUCAAAGGAGUCACAGCUGAAUCGUAAAGCCAGUGAAUUUGUAUCCUGAAGAGACUGAAAAGCGCUUUUGAUGAGUCAAUGCCUUGUGCUCUUGCCAGGAUCUCCUAUAGAGCAGAAGUGAAUGUAAUUUUGGAGACUCAGAGGAUCAUUUCAGAGCUUACCAGCAGGGCAGUUCUUUUCUUGGGGUGGCAUCUCCCCCUGCUGGAGUUAAUAUCUAUCACUACACAUAGGGAAAACCCAACAAUUCCUCAGUAACUUGAUGGAAUGUUUGUCACUCUAUGCAGAACCCAGAUAUUUGUUCCUUUAGAGCUUUUAGAAAAUAAAGAUUUUGUGACAAGUACAAUGAAAGAAGCAUAAAUGAAGUCCCAUCUCAAGUGCUAGGGCUUGAAGAAACCUGUGGCCAUCUAGUCUAACAGCUCAGAGACUGGAGCUGAUUGCUAAGGCCAUCUUAAAUUUACAGUUGAGAAAAUCGAGGAUCAGGACUCCUUUUUACUAAAAUGUGACUCAUUCUCUGGGUCUCCUGACAUUAAGUCAAAGUAAUAAACUUCUCAUGGAAUUCUAGCGAACUACAUAAAGGAAGUGUCCCCUCCCAUUCCCCAAUGGGAAACCACCUUGGAAUCUUCUAAAUAUAGAACAGUAAGCCUGGUCCCUAAAGGAGAGCAAAGCCUGAAGGAGUGAAGUGUGGGGUUAAGGUGCAAAGAAAGAGGGGGAAAUGUUGUCAUUACAGGAAAGGUGCUGGAUUCAGAGUCAGGCUUGAGCCCUAGACCUGUCACUACUUAGCCAGUGACUACUUUCCCUCUCCGGACCUUAAUUUCCUCCUCUAUGAUCUAUAAGAUCCCUUCUAGCUCUGAGAGGUCAUGUGAUGAGUACUGGUGGAGAGAUUCUAGCACCACCGAGCCUAGGAAUACCCUCAUUGAUCACAGGUGAUGAGAUUACAGCUCUAAGGAAGUAUCAGUGUCUUUUUGGAUACCAUAAUAGUUAUCAGAUAAUUGUCGUUGAGUCAUUUAGUCUUGUCCCACUCUUUGUGACCCUAUUUGGGGUUUUCUUGUUAAAGAUGCCAUAGUGGUUUGCCAUUUCCUCCACCUCAUUUGACAGAUGAGGAAACUGAGGCAAAGUUAAAUGCCAAGGUCACACAAGUAAAAAAUGGCUGAGGCCAGGCAGCCUAUUUACUGAACCACCUAGCUUCCCCACCCCCCAUAUGCUUUAUUAAAAAAAUAUUUCUCUCCACCCCUUUAGAGGACAAAGAGGUAGAAGGAUAGGGCAGUGGCUUCUAAGGUCACCUUUCAAAUAACAAAUUGUUAUUAUAACCUUGAAUAUUUUUGCAGCUCACAGAAUACUAACCUUUCCACAAAUUAUCAUUUACAUAGAAUUCAUAAAAUCCUGGCUGUCAGUGAGUACUUGAGGUAGUACUGGCAUCACUGAGCCUUCUGCGGGAAUUCUCAGUUUUACUUUUCAUAGGAAAUUGGUUGGAGUAUGUAGCCAAGGUGGGAGAAGGAAGAAGAAAAUCAUGAGAAACAGCUCUGAAAAAUCCUGGCCUUAAAGAACUUUUGAAUAGGAGUCACCUGUCUCUUUUCUUUGUGACUCAAUCCGACAGUAUUUCUCUUCUACUCUUUCUUAUUUAGGUAUAAUCUUCAUCAAUGGUGUCAAACUGAAAUAGGAAUAGGAGCUACUGUACCAUCCGUAAGGAGCCCUGUAGGGUACAUAUUGACUUUUAAAACCUCACAUUAAUUUUAUUUGUUUUAUAAUGUUUUAAUUUAUUUUGUUAAAUAUUUCCCAAUUACAUAGUAAUCUGGUUUGAAUUGCACUCAGGAGUGUCGUGAGCUGCAAGUCGUGUGUUUGACACCUAUUAGACCAUUGUGCUCAGCACAAUCCAUGGCACCUAGUAGGGACAUAAAAGAGAUAUUUGUUGAAUUGAAUUCUUCCUCAAAGAAACUGAAGUUCUAAUUUGAGGGAAAAAUACCCUUGAGGGAGAAGAGACAGAUAUAAUUCUAAGAAUAUUAUAAUGGCUAAUAAAGGGGCCAGCCACUCUGUAGGCACUCAAUUAAUAUUGAUUGAAUAAUUAAAAUGAAUAUUAGUAAUACUGAGAAGUUUUGGGACAAAAAGUCUAUCUAACUCUUGAGAAAUUUAAUUUACAUUCUCCUUUACAAAAAUGAAAGGGAAGAAAAAUAAACCCAACCUAAUUCAUUGUGGGAGCAUAGUGGUUUAAUUCUCUGAAACAAGUCUGUUUAAGGAGCUGGAGUAGCUCAGAGAUAGGCACUGGGCAAAUUCUUGCCUAUUAGGAAAAAACAAUAAUUUUAAUUUUUUCCUACAUCUCAUUGUUUACUCCUAAAUCUAUCAGUUAAAGUCAUUAAUGGGGGGCAGCUAGGUGACUCUGUGGAUAAAAUGCCAGGCCUGGAGACAAGAGAUCCUGAAUUCAAUUCUGGCCAUAGAAACUUCCAGCUUUGUGAGACCCUGGGCAACACCACCUGCCUAGUCUGCUCUUCUGCCUUGAAACUGUUAACUUAGUAUCAAUUCUAAGACAGGAAUUAAGGAUUAAAAAAAAACCAAACAACUGUUAAUGGCCACCUAAUUGCUAUUUGUAUAAUGUUUUUAUACAACUAGAGUCUGUGUGGCAUAGUAGAGAGGUGGCUUUGAGGUCAGGAAACACUAGGGUCAAGUCCUGACCCUUGGCAAGGGAUGACUUCUCAGCACUCUAGGCACCUAAGACUGUAAAUUGCAGAGAAGUUGCCAACAUUGGUUGAAUUCUCUUAUCUUGGAGUUCCAAAUUUUAGUGGUUAUAAGUCCAGUUCUAAUCCCCUUUUAUAUAGAAGAAAUCUUGGAGAAACUCAGGAUUUUUCUCUCUUGAAAAACUGAACUCUAAUCAUAGAAUUUUAAAAGAUUGGCCACCUUGUUCUUCUGGCAUUCGCUUUUUCUUAUUCAUAAUUUUCUCUUUAGUUAAAAAAAACCCCCCAAAACCCAACUCACCCAAAAUACAAAAAAUCUUACUUCCUGAACUCCAAAAUUUCCUAACAAACCCAAUGACAAAACUAGCUUUCAGUGAGUUUUUAAAAAAAGGUAUUUAUGCAUUGCUACUAAUCUUAGAGGGAAAAGGGCUUUGGUAAGGCAACUAAAGCUGACAUUUUAGCAAUUAUGGAAUAGCUAAGGAGCCUUUAAAAAAACAAUCAAGCUGCUCCCCAGCAUUUUACCAAUGCCAGCUGCUGGACCAUUUGACUCUUUUGAGUCAUCCUUUCGUUUACAUUGAUUUCCUGUACUAAUCAGAUAUUGUAUUUAAGAACCAAGUUUGUAUGUCACUAAUAUACAUUUUUGGACUUGUGCCUGAUUUCCAAUUGAUGGAAUUUAUUAUCAAUUUUUUACCUGGACUAAUCUUUCUACCUUGAUCCUAAUUCCAUUAACCUGAUGAUUCACUAGAAGGUGACAUCAAAUUGUUGAAAAUGGAUACUGUAUAAAUGGAGAUAUUGAACCCUAGACUUCAUUCCCCAGAAGUCCUUGGUAUUUCCCAGAAUUCCCUAUAAUCUCUCUUGAGUCUCCAUGUUGGCGAGAUCACAAUUGGUAUUUAAUUGGCAGUAAGGCCUCCCACGCUCUCUUCCUUUGCAAAUGAUGUAGCAAGUAUAGAGGUAAGCUUUUAAAUGGCCUAAUCAGUCAUGGGCACGUGGUUUUUACUUUGUAUCCUUUUUGUUCUUUGAUUUCUAACGAUCCUUAAUCAACCUCAUAAAAUAUAAUAUUAUUAUAGAUAUAAUUUAAUUUUUAAAAUACCCAGUGUUUUAAUUAAAAAAAAAAAGAAAGCCAACUUAUAUGUUUUAAAUGUUCAUCACUUUUAGCCAGAUACAAGCAAUUUUAGAUUUGCAGCUUUUAAAAGCUUGCUUUUGAACCUAUGUAUAUGUCAUGUUUCACAUUCAAGGUGCCCCCUUGGGCCAUCACAUUCUAUUUUCCUUUUUUCUUAAUUUUAAUUUUUUUUUUGGCCUAUAAGCAUUAGGCACAUCUACAAACUACAAGAUACUUCUACAAAGAAAGAAAAAAUGUGAACAAUUAGGUAAAAAAUAAAUAAGCCCUUAGCUGUAGGCUCAUAGACUUAAAGCUGGAAGAGACUUUCAGGGCCAUUGAAUUCAAUCCAUUUUAGAGAUGAAGAAAUUGAACCCUAGAAAGGUUAAGUGAACUGGCCAGGCUCAACAGAACGUGUUUGAGACAAUAUUUGAACUUGGCUUUUUCUGACUCCAAGCUCAGUACUCCAUCCCCUGGGCCACUUUGCCCCCCUAGAUUCUGAACUAGAACGAUAGUGAAUUCUAAAAUUGGAUACGGUUGGUAUGCUUAGAAUGUAAUAUCAAAUUGGGCUUGUGAGUGAUCUGCUAGAGAUUAGAAUUAUUGAGUGAUUGAGGUGGAAGAGACCCCAAUGGUCGUGUCAUCCAACUUCGCAUCCAACAGAUGGGAACAACUUUAUCCAAAAGAUAAAGAAACAAAAGCUAAGGGAAUGAGUUUAGGUAGCUGGCUAGUGGCAGAAUUUCGUCCUAAAUACAUUGACUCCCAAGUCAUUCUUCUUAACACAGGACAUUGCCACUUGCUUCUGAGAUUCUAUUACUUGAGCUGUAUUUUAGUACCAUACAGGAAUGCUUGGCUAAUUGCGCCCUCCGUCUCUACUUAGAUCAGUAAUUUGCCCUCCUAUUGCCUCUCACAUGUUCUUAUCCCUGUUAUCUGGGAAGGGGGUGUGAGCCCUUCACUGGAAGGAAUGAAGAAAUAGGAAAGAAAAAUGGUGCUUGUCUUCCUAUCCUGGGCGGAUAGAGUGUGUCUUCCCUCCAUCUUUUCUCUGCCAGGUGAUCUCAAUACCUACCAUGUUUCAUGCACUUGCUAGCCACAGAAAAUAUAAGUACAAAGAAUGAAACAGUGAACUCACAUUAUUUCUCACGCUGACCCAACAUUCUAAUUGGGGGGUGGGGGUAGAAUUACUUUAAAAAAAAAUCACAUGGGAGCAGCUGGGUAUCUCAGUGGAUGAUCUCUAGCCAUGCCUAGAGACAUAAGAUCCUGGGUUAAAAUGUGACCUCAGACACUUCCCAGCUGUGUGAUCCUGGGCAAGUCACCUAACCCCCAUUGCCUAGCCCUUACCACUCUUCUGCCUUAGAACCAAUCCAAGAUGGAAGGCAAGGGUUAAAAAAAAUCACACACAGUAUAAAUACAAAGUUAGUAAAAACAAAUGGAAACCAUGAAAACACAAGGUAGUUUGGCAAAAGACAUUAAACCAUUGGGGGAAUCUGGAAAGGUUUCUAGAAGAUGAGGCCCCAAAUUGUAUAAUGAUGAGGAUUCUGUGAGGAAGGCGAGCAUGCUAGGGAUGAGGGACAGCCAGUGCAAAUGUAUGAAGACUGAGGAUGAAGGGUUGUGUGUGAGAAAUGGGUUCAAACUCUCCAUGACUAGGGAAAUAGCUUCCAUUUAGGUGAAUAGUAUAAUCACUGGCAGGUUGUCUAAUUAAAAUUCUUGACUAAUUUUUAGAAGGUUCAUGUUUGUUUUGUCAUUCCCUUUCUAUGGAAUUAGGUUUAAUGCCAGCAUAUAAUGUAUAGUUAUAUACCAUGUUUUCCCUUUUUAAUCUUAAAGAAAUGUUGGAAUCCUCAAUUCCUUUGGAGCUCAGCUUCUAUCCCACUGAGUAAGUGUUCUCUGCCUUUCGAUCCAGGCUUCUUCAGGUCCCAUAUGCCAUGUUCCCCGUCAAAUCCCAGGCCAUCUUGUAUGAUGCUAUCUUUGUUCACAGCUUGCUUAUUUGUAGGAAUGACAAAAAUCUGUCAUCAUUAGCCUUUGACUAGGGACUUCCAAGUGCCCUAGGAUUUCCCCCUAUGGUAGGUGGUUUGCCUUUUUUCAAAACUAUUAUGAUAGUACCUGUGAGUAUCUGAAUGAGUCCAAGAUGAGUGGUUUUAUCUUGCCAGCAUGUAGCACAAUGCCUGGCACACAGUAGGCACUUGAUGUUUAUUGAUUGAUUGUCAUCAUUUUUAGUUGUGCAGACCUUUCAGGCGAAUGCUUUGUUUCUGCUUUUGUACAUUUCAAGAAGUGAUUGAUAUUUAUCUCCACCAAAACUUUUAAGCUUGAACCUUCUUUAAACAUGAAUUUGAUUAUUCUGUUGUAUGAAAGUCAGUGAUUGUUUUCUGCCUCCCCUUCCUGUGGACAGUAUUAUUUCCUUUCUGUGUUCUUUUGAAUGUGUUGCUGUUAUGAAAUGAGGCAUGGUAUCAUAGAAGUUAAAUAAAAUGUUUUUCA
Molecule: messenger RNA, 13073 nt
Organism: Monodelphis domestica (gray short-tailed opossum)
Lineage: Eukaryota; Metazoa; Chordata; Mammalia; Didelphimorphia; Didelphidae
Source: RefSeq, a predicted model, not a curated record